Molecule: messenger RNA, 2985 nt
Organism: Ambispora leptoticha
Lineage: Eukaryota; Fungi; Glomeromycota; Glomeromycetes; Archaeosporales; Ambisporaceae
Source: the annotation of a GenBank genome assembly
AUGGACCCGAAACUUGUCAGAGCUUUUAUGGUUUCCGCAGAAGACUCCUCGUCUAAUGAAACUUCUUCGAUUGUAUUUGCUAUUUUUCAAAGCAUUAAAGCCAGAAAGGCUUCAUUCCUUUCUUUAGUACAAGCACUUGGCGAUUACUUGACUAAUGAAGACACGUUAAUUCGUGCUAAAGGAACCGCCCUUCUUUCACUAGUUCUAUCAGAAUGCGCCAAGGAACAAAUGAAUCCUGCAGCUGCAAACGUUAAUGAAUUGGUCGAUUUCUAUUGUGACCGAUUGGCCGACCCACCGAGUGUCCCGCAGCUUUUGAGGGGUCUUGUUUCACUACAGCAGUUUCAAACUUUUUCAAAUGAGAAUGCAAUCAAAAUAUCCAAAGCGAUUUUCGAAUCAGUAAAGGUUCAAAGCUUGCAACAAACUGAUCGCCAUAUUAUAUUCCAAAUUUUUGAUGGAUUAUUGAAACAGCACUUGAAUGCUUUACAACAAAUGGGAUCAGAGUUCGUGUUUGGAUUUAUUCAAGUAAUGGACGGAGAAAAAGAUCCACGUAAUCUUUUACUAGCUUUCUCAUUGGUUAAAUAUAUAAUUGCGAAUUUCGAUAUAAACGAACAUGUUGAAGGUCUUUUCGAGGUUACUUUUUGUUACUUUCCAAUAACUUUCAAACCACCACCUGAUGACGUUUAUGGUAUCACAGCUGACGAUCUUAAAGUUGGAUUAAGGGAAUGUUUUUCUGCCACACCACAUUUUGCAAAUCAAGCAAUGCCACUAUUAUUAGAGAAACUCGCCUCUAGCUCCGGUAAUGCGAAGAAAGAUUCCAUGGAGACAUUAACAGCAUGUGCACCAAUAUAUGGCGCUAAUUCUCUAAUUCCAUAUUUGGAAGAUCUUUGGGAUGGUCUAAAGAUUGAAAUCUUUCAUUCGACCGACGAUUCCUUAGAAUCAUAUGCACUCGAUACUAUUCGUAGCAUUGCAUCAGCACUUUCAUCUCAAAUACUGGUACAAUCCGACCCACUCGAGCAAUUCUUACAACCUAUAAUCAAGGAAUGCUUGGAGAACAUAAAAGAGCCUGAAUUGAGACUGGCUAAACAUAGCGGCCGUAUUUUGAAGUAUUGCGCCACGGCUUCAGAUCCUGCAUGUAAUAUUCUCGUUAGUUCUAGCAUGCGCGUUUUAUUAGAGCAAUAUAAAAAAAGUGAAUUAAUCACUCAAAAGAAAGCAAUCUUGGAGGUCUUAAUGCAGUUUCUUGAGGCAAGUCGAACACUAUAUGGCUCGAUUGAUGAUACUAUAAUUGGAGAUCAAGUUGAUCAAGAUUUUGUUACGCCUCUCCUGACAUACAAAGAUGAAUUCUUUGAGAUUUUCAGUGGGCCGCUGGUCACAACCAACGAAUAUAAUGAGUUACGAUUGGUCAGUCUAAAGGGAUUAUAUUCAAUGAUUUUAAUAAGAAAAUUUCUGUCUGAUAACGAAAUAGGGAUUGUUUUGCAACAUUUCAAUCAAGUGAUUCUGACUGAAUAUAAUCAAGAGAUAAAAUCCGAAGUAUUAAAUGCUUUGGCAAAUGUUGCUCAUUAUAAGCCCAAUGUCGUAUUGGAAGUCUCCCUUCCUGCAUUCAUCGCUUAUCUUCCAGAUGACAUUAACGAUUUGCAAAAGGACUCUGUGAUGGUGGUGCCUAAUAAAAAGCUUGCCACCUACAAUGCAGUGUUAGAUGGUCUUACUAAAUUCGCAGUUGAACCAUCGCUGUUUGAAGUGUUUGCGGAUGCAGUCAUAAAAAAACUGAAUAAUAUACAGUCGGCGACUGGUGCUGUUUCCGAUUAUCUGCAAGCCUUACUUUCUGCUCUACAUAAUAUUUUGAUCAAAAAAUCUGAUCUCAAACAUUCGGAUAUUGCGCGAUACGUGGAUCUACUAUUAUCACGUUUGCUUGCCGCUUUAAUUGGUCCUACUCUAAAAAACAAUGAUCAAUCAAUGGACAAUGCAUUUUUAGACCUGAAAAUUUUGAAAAUAGUUGCAGGGAUAAUAUCAAUAAUAACAAGAAAUCUAGACAUUGAGGAACAAUCUAUUUUUGUUGCAAAAAUGUUUAAACUUUUUAUAGAGGGUGAUACUUCAUUUUUGGCUUUUUCAGAAGAGGAAAAACAAAUUUAUUUUGAUAGCUUCAAACCUCUUUCGGCAGUAUCAAAUUCUGUUCAGCAGGAUUUAUGUAUAUUAUUUGCAGCUGUAGUUGGGUCUAUCCAACAAGAAGUACCAAUUCCCGUUGAGAAUAUUUCAAACUUCUUGUCGGAUAUUGAAAUGGUUUCGCUAUCAACUUCCAAUGAAAGACAACGUAUUGCGUUACUUAAGCUUGCCGCUUCCAUCGUAAAUAAAUGGAAACAAGACGACCAGUUAAAAGAAUUUGUCCAUUCUAAAAUACUUGUCGAAUUACAAAAUUAUCUCAUUGCUAACGGGCAAGUAGAUCAAGGAUUAAGAAGCGUUGCAUUAUCACAUUUUUUAUGGUUUACAAAAGCUCUGUUACUGCGGGCAGAGGAAGUUGGUUAUGAAUGUACCGGAAUAAUGAUAAACCUAUUUAAUGACGUAUCACUUGGACGGCAAGCAUCAGAAGGGUUCGAUAUACUCGUAGGAGAAGACGAUGUCUUGAAUAAGAAAAAUUUUGCAGUAAUUAAGCUUUUUCCUCUCUUAAUACAUUCGCUUUCUCUACCAGAGCCACAACUCAAAAUAUCAACAAUCGAUACAUUUUACAUGAUAGCACAUGAUGCACCACAUAUAAUAUCAGAACAUGUGACAACCUUGGUGCCUUUGCUUCUUUCUUUAUCUCAAACGAAUGAUGACAAUACUAUGCACGUCCGAAUAUCAGCUUUACGAUGUCUUGGAGUUUUACCCGACACUGUCCGAUUCGAUAUACUUUACCCAUACAAGAAUCAAGUAGUUCGGGAAUUAGUCAAAGUGUUGGAUGAUAAAAAACGAUUGGUCCGAAAAGAAGCGGUGGACUGCAGAAAUAAAUGGUAG